AUGUACCACGUUCGGCUGUUCCGCUACCAGGACCUCGUCGGCAAUCUACCUACCUACCUACCACAGCUACAAAAGUCGCAGAGCCCGGACACGAAGAUGGAAGAUCGAUACGUGCCACAUUGCUCGCACUGUUUAUGCCCUACGAGUGAUUACAGAGACCUUCACGAUACAUUCUCCGGGGAACGCAAAGAACGGUUGCGGGAAAUCGAAGAAUGUGUGGCGCAGAUAUGCGCUUCUUCUCUCCCCAUCCCUGGUCUCGACCAUUGCCCGUCAUGUCUAUGCCUCCCUGCUGGUGAAGGACUGGGUGCGGAGGAGUAUCGCACGGAACAAAGCGAACGCAUUUCGUCUCUGAGGCAGCAGCUCGAGCACAUGCGCACGGAACUCCUAACCCUGCGCGCGAAACACAAUGCAUCUCUGCCCAUCAACGGUUUGCCUAUCGAAAUUUUGGGAUAUAUCUUCACUUUGCCGCGCCUUCAACUGGAAACAGACUCGAUAACUGUUCUGCAAGACACCAGCACAGAUCCUUGGCCGGAUGCAGAAUGGCCGCUUAUCUUGACACGAGUCUGCGGAUUGUGGCGUACCGUUGCAUUGAGUCUCCCUGUUCUUUGGACUUUCCUGAGGCUUCCGGAUACACCGACGCAGGCAUUGAGCCUCUACGAACGUUUCCCCUACCAACCUCUUCGCGUACUGUACGACGACACUGACAGCGACGCAGCCGCGCUUCAGUAUACAGACAAUCUUCGUCGGAUUGUCUCUAACAACUCCUAUCGAAUCGUCGAGCUACGGAUCAAGGCCACAGAAUACGUCGAUGAUAUCGUGUUGAGUACCAUAGAGGCCUUUAACCACGUUGCCCCAGCUCUCCGAACGCUCGAGAUUCGCCCGGAGCUGCAUGUGGAUCAAGAUGACCUUCGCGAUACGCUCGAUUGGCUGCUCUGCAAGCUGGACGCCACCGCAUUGAACUCGUUGACAUUGGUCUAUCCCUUAGCGCCGUCCACCUGGGAAACUGAACUCCGGUUCUCCCGUUCCCUGCGCCAUCUGGCCAUCGACUACAUCCAACCUCAUGCCGUCUUUCCGAAACCUAACUUGCCGGACAUAUUGAACGUUCUCGAGUUUCUUACCUCGUUGGAGGAACUGGUAUUGGUCAAUUGCUUGGGAUGUCUUGGCGAGGAAGAGGACGACCCGCAGGAACCAGUCACGAUGCCUGCCCUCCGCGAGCUCAAAGUGUCGGGUUGCACCUGCGGCUGCAUCAGGAUCAUGGAAAACGUACGACCCGCGCAGCAACUCGCGUACCUGGUGGUGAACUGCCGCAGACUAUGUCAAGGGGAUCCUGUGGAGUUGUGGCGGCUUGUAGAAGAGAGAACUCCUGCGCAUCCAACAGUGGAGCUGGUGUUCUGGGAGGUUCAUCCCCGAUUGGAUAUCAUGCGUGGUGAAGCAGGUGCAUAUCCAGAGCGUCACGACUCCCACGCUGUGAGCGUCAGCUUAGCGUCAUCGAUGCAACUCCUCGAGGAGGAAAUAUUUGGCGUCUUCAAGAACGUGGCGGCCGUGCUCUCGGGUCCUGUGACAAAAUUGCACUUCGGUGGAGAAUUCUUGGCCUUGUGGGAGGACCCUCUCAGUAUGGACUUGCGACAGGCGCUUGAGAGGUGGCCCUUUGUGCGUACGGUGGUCUUAACGCACACGAGCGCAACCAGGACGUUCUUUACCGCCAUUUACAGUUGGAGACAGGACGGGUCGUUGGAGGAUCGAUCGAGAUGGAUUCUCCCGAAUCUGACUUCGGUGCAUAUCAAGGACGCCGACCACGCGGCUUCUAGCCGAUGGUUCCAUCUAUGUCUCGACGAAUUGGAGAUGCGGUCGGACUUGCGAACGGAGGAGGGCGAGCCCGUGUUCCGGACGCUCACGCUCGACGCGUGUAGCGGCAUUUCAGACCUGGAACUUGACGAGUUGAGAAGUGCGAUUACGGAGGUAGUGACGCUGAACUGGGACGGUGCUUCUGACAGCGUCAGUUAUAUGAGCACGGACGAAGACGGAUCCCACAGCGCCAGCUCCAUGAGUACUGACUAA
This is a messenger RNA of Punctularia strigosozonata HHB-11173 SS5, 2058 nucleotides long. RefSeq lists its product as uncharacterized. The record is from RefSeq and is a predicted model, not a curated record. NCBI's taxonomy places the organism in Eukaryota, Fungi, Basidiomycota, Agaricomycetes, Corticiales, Punctulariaceae. The transcript has 2 exons. Bases 1 to 2058 code for a protein of 685 amino acids.